AUGAAGUGGCUCGUGGUCCUGUCAGCCCUCGUGGCUCUCUCCGAAUGCUUCCUUAAGAUUCCCCUCAUUAAGGGAAAGACUGCCAGGCAAGACCUGCAGGAGAAAGGACUGUGGGAGGAGUACAGGAAGAAGCAUCCAUAUAACCCCAUGGUCAAGUUCUAUCAGAGUGGAACUGAGGCCAUGACCAAUGAUGCUGACCUGUCCUACUAUGGUGUGAUCUCCAUCGGCACCCCUCCUCAGUCCUUCAGCGUCAUCUUUGACACCGGAUCUUCCAACCUGUGGAUCCCCUCAGUCUACUGCUCUAGCCAGGCCUGCCAGAACCACAGAAAAUUCAACCCACAGCAGUCCUCCACCUUCAAAUGGGGCGACAGGGCUUUGUCUAUCCAGUACGGCACCGGCAGCAUGACUGGGUAUCUGGCCAGUGACACUGUUGAGGUGGGCGGCCUCUCCGUGCAAAACCAGGUGUUCGGAAUUAGCCAAACAGAGGCUCCCUUCAUGGCUCACAUGUCAGCUGACGGCAUUCUGGGAUUGGCCUUCCAGUCCAUUGCCUCUGACAAUGUCGUGCCUGUCUUUGACAACAUGAUAAAGCAGGGACUGGUGUCGCAGCCUAUGUUCUCCGUCUACCUGAGCAGCAACAGUGAGCAGGGCAGCGAAGUGAUCUUUGGUGGUAUUGACAGCAGCCACUACACUGGACAAGUCACUUGGAUCCCUCUGACCUCUGCCACCUAUUGGCAGAUCAAAAUGGACAGUGUUACCAUCAAUGGACAGACUGUGGCCUGCGCUGGUGGCUGCCAGGCCAUCAUUGACACUGGUACCUCCCUGAUCGUCGGCCCAACCAAUGACAUCAACAACAUGAAUGCCUGGGUUGGAGCCUCAACCAACCAGUACGGAGAGGCUACAGUGAACUGCCAGAACGUCCAGAGCAUGCCUGAAGUCACCUUCACUCUCAACGGACACGACUUCACUGUCCCUGCCUCUGCCUACGUCUCAAGGAGCUACUAUGGCUGCAACACUGGCUUUGGCCAGGGUGGCAAUGACCAGCUCUGGAUCCUGGGAGACGUCUUCAUCAGGGAGUACUACACCAUCUUUAAUUACCAAUCUCAGUACAUCGGUCUGGUCAAGUCUGUGUAAUCAAAUGAGUCUCCUUAUGAAUAAGCUAUUAAUGUGUAUUUCCCUGUGGGAGCUUGUCUGAUUAAGAAUGACAACAAAAAAAAUGUGCAAAUGGAGAUUGUGGAAAUACAUGUGAACAUUUUGUA
Molecule: messenger RNA, 1256 nt
Organism: Plectropomus leopardus (leopard coralgrouper)
Lineage: Eukaryota; Metazoa; Chordata; Actinopteri; Perciformes; Serranidae
Product: pepsin A-like
Biological process (GO): proteolysis
Molecular function (GO): aspartic-type endopeptidase activity
Source: RefSeq, a predicted model, not a curated record